AAACUAACUGUUGGCAACAAGUGCUUGUCAUGAGAGGACCGAAACUAGUCAUUUUUGCACUGUGUCUAGCCAUUGCUUGGGCCCAACAGGGGAAGGGUCCAUCACAACAUGGUCCACCAUCUCCACCGCACUCACCACCUCCACCACGUCCACCCUCACCACCUCCACCGCCUCCACCACCUCCUCCACCUCCGAAAACUUGCUCGGAUAUAAGAUGCGCACCUGGAUUGCAUUGUGAGAUGGUUGAACAACCUGGUCCCGGUCGAACUCCAAAAUGCGUGGAAAAUCGUCCACCGCCGCCUCCACCACCUCCACCACCUACUCCUCCAAUGCAUAAUCCUCCUCCACCUGCCCCUACACCAAGACCACAAGCUACAUGUGCCAAUGUGAAGUGCCCAGGUGGAACUCGUUGUGUAAUGGUGACGGAGCAGUGUUUACGCCCACCGUGCCCAGCUCCAGCCCCUCAGUGUAUAAGCAAUGACCCUCCACCGCUCCCGACCACUCGACCGCCACCACCACCACCGCCGCCACCGCCACCGCGCUGCCCGGUGAACGAAUCUUGGACGAAUUGUUCAUCUAUGUGUGAACCCACCUGCGAGAAUAGGACACCGAAAUGCACGAAGAACUGUGGGCCCCCGAAAUGUCAGUGCGAUGCUAACUUUUACCGAAAUAAGGCAAGAAGAUGCGUCCGAGCUUCGGAAUGUCCACGGUGGUGA
Cylicocyclus nassatus is the source of this 716-nucleotide messenger RNA. The record is from the annotation of a GenBank genome assembly. Lineage: Eukaryota; Metazoa; Nematoda; Chromadorea; Rhabditida; Strongylidae.